This is a messenger RNA of Closterium sp. Naga37s-1, 483 nucleotides long. Lineage: Eukaryota; Viridiplantae; Streptophyta; Zygnematophyceae; Desmidiales; Closteriaceae. The record is from the annotation of a GenBank genome assembly.
AUGGCAGCUGGGGGUAGCUCCGCUGUGACUAUAGCGAGCAGCUGGUUCACGCUCUGCACGGCUGCCGUCAUCCCUCUUUAUAUGCUCAUGACCUUCGCGCCAGACUGGCACGUGACGGAGAAGAUCAUGAGCAGCUCGCUGCCGAGCAUUCUCCUGGGCUUCGUGUACCUCUACCUGCUCUACAAGUCGUGGACGCCCAACACGCUGCUCUACAUGUUCUCCUCCAAAUACUGGCUGCCCGAGCUAGCGGGCAUCACUCAGAUGUUCGCCAGCACGCUCACUGUCGCCUCCGCCUGGAUCCACCUGCUGGCCGUUGAUCUCUUUGCCGCCAGGCACGUGUAUCUGGACGGAUUGAAGCAGAAGCUGGAGACGCGGCACUCGCUCGUGCUCUGCCUCAUGUUUGGCCCUCUGGGCAUCGCCGCUCACUCCCUCACCAAAACCAUUGCGCAGGUAAGCCGCGUGUCAAGCCGAAUCCCGAACUAG